This is a messenger RNA of Triticum aestivum (bread wheat), 676 nucleotides long. RefSeq lists its product as uncharacterized. The coding region runs from base 132 to 488 and encodes 118 amino acids. The record is from RefSeq and is a predicted model, not a curated record. Lineage: Eukaryota; Viridiplantae; Streptophyta; Magnoliopsida; Poales; Poaceae. The transcript has a single exon.
ACGCCUAUCUCCUCUUUAAAAGCAUGAGUACAGGGCUAUGCCCACAGGCCACAGACAUUACCACGCCUCGCACAAUUGUCGCCAGGCGAGACAAGGGGAAGGUCUCGGACAGCUAGCAAGAGAGCAAGGCGAUGUCAAUGGUGGACGAGCAGUACGACGCUGGCCCGCCCCAGGCGCCGCACGGGCUGCUGCUGGCGGUCGUGGUGGGGCUGCUGGUUGUGUGGCCGCUUUUCCUGGGUCGCGGCGGCGAGGCGGUCACCGAUGCCAUCGCCAAUGCCAUCGCCGAGCUGCUCGGCCCCGUGGGCCUGCUCCUCCUCCCGGUGGGGCUCCUCCUCCUCAUCCACCUCCUGUCCUCCGACGCCGCGCCCGACGCCCUGCACCACGUCGCGGGAUCCCCCAUCGGCGUGGCGCUCAUGUUGGUCCUCAUCCUCGCCUUCCUCUACUACCGGUCGGCGCUCUUCCGCAGCGGCGGAGACGACGACGAGUAGGCGCCUGCCAGUAGGUAGAGUCUCAUGUCGGGGUGGCUGGUUGGUUGUUCUUUUCCAUGUGCCUGUUCUCUUCCACCACCGGCCAGCAGGCAGCAGUAAAUAACAAAGUGACAACUUUGCGUUUAACGUGUUGCAUUCCAAUCUUGGUUCUACUGGCAUCCAUCUCGCGUUCGCGUUCCCAAAGACAG